AUGAAUGGCACACAAUCCCCCGACGCCCAAAAGGCAUCAAAUGCCAACACCAACGGAGGCAACAGUAACAAUAGCAGUCUUGCAGCCAAGAAGCGGAAGAAGGACCUGAAGCCGAUCAUCACUAUGGAGGGUACAAACCAACCAGCUGGCUGUUGCUGCGGAUAUGAGACCAGAUCCACAACUUCCAUGUGCCUUGUUAUGAGGGAAACAGAUACUGUUUUUAGGAAGGAUCAAGCACCAUUCCAUUCAUAUCGCCAAAAUGGACACUCAACGAAUAUGGCGCGGCAUUGCAUCACCAUACAGAAGCAGUGA
Molecule: messenger RNA, 312 nt
Organism: Fusarium redolens
Lineage: Eukaryota; Fungi; Ascomycota; Sordariomycetes; Hypocreales; Nectriaceae
Exons: 2
Coding region: 1-312 (103 amino acids)
Source: RefSeq, a predicted model, not a curated record